CAAAUCACUACCAACUACCCAUCCCGUUUACCCCUGAAUUAACUUAAUUUAACUUAUUAUAUUGUUAUAUUAUGAGUAGCAGUUUAAUAGACAAUUAUCAAUGUUAUAUCGGAUGUCUUCAUCAUUCAAUUGGAGAUGAGGAAUUUAUGACUUUGGCUAAAUGUUUUUCAACCAACGUAAUCUCAACCAAACUGAUUAGAGGUCAAUCUUCUUCAUCACAUUUGGGUUAUGGAUUUGUACAGUAUACAGAUUUUACCGCCUCUGACGAGGCCAUUUUACUAAUGCAAGGGAUAUAUUCAAAGGGAAUUCCCCUAGUUAUCAGAUCUACAUCAAACUACACUAAUGCAUACAAUUAUGAUAACACGCAGCCAGCGGAUACCACACAGAAUAAUACUGUGAACACUACAGUUCAUGUGAGUAAUCUUAGUGAUCAAGAUACUCAAGAUUCCAUUAAUGAUCUUGCUAAACCUUUUGGCGAUAUCGAAUCCAUCAACUUCAUUCCAGACAAAAAAUAUUGUUUUAUAAAUUAUAAGAGGAGAGAAUAUGCGUUGGGAUUUUUAUGUCAUAUGGACAACUGGAAUACUGGGAAUAGUACUAUUUCAUGUUUCUGGGCCUUACACUCCAAUGAACCGAAAUCAUACGAUAAAAAAUUACUCGACAAGGAAAAGGAAGAUGAAUUGUUUGGCCUGAAUUAUGCGAAUGAGUUGAUGCCAAAAUGAUUAAAAUUUGGAAUUAUUCAACCGUUAGUAUUAGGUGUAGGAGUCCCAGAUUCCCUCCAUACACCAUUAAAUUAAUCUUAUAACUUGAAA
Theileria parva strain Muguga is the source of this 809-nucleotide messenger RNA. RefSeq names its product RNA recognition motif family protein. The transcript has 6 exons. The coding region runs from base 72 to 719 and encodes 215 amino acids. NCBI's taxonomy places the organism in Eukaryota, Apicomplexa, Aconoidasida, Piroplasmida, Theileriidae. Gene Ontology annotation, molecular function: poly(A) binding; mRNA 3'-UTR binding; poly(U) RNA binding. Gene Ontology annotation, cellular component: nucleus; ribonucleoprotein complex; cytosol. The record is from RefSeq and is a predicted model, not a curated record.